UACCGGAAAAUGAUUUUGCGUCUUCGAUGAUGCGUAGCACUUAAAUGUGAUAGUUUGCUAUUCCAUCAAUAUCUAGCUCAUGAACAGGUAUCAUUUACUUAACCUCUUGAUGGUAGGAAAUUGACAAUAUUCGGAUAAACUUGUAUCGAUAUUUUGGAAGGGCGAUAAGUUCAUGUUGUCUUAGAUGCGCGUGACGAUUAUUCUGACAUUCGUAUAAACGACCAUGUAUAAAUAAAGAUGGUGCUUCAGGCUUAUAAUGCAACGGUUGGUAUUCUAUACUCUGAAUGUUAGUGAUUUGGCGACGUAAGUCACCCAAGAAACCAAGCUCUAAGUACAUCGUACGUCUUCAGUUGUAGUUCUAUGGUCAAAUAAACGACGUGAUGAUUUUAAUGAUGUAUUGUCUGCGCUCCCAUUUUCCUGCUUCAUGAAGUUUCAACAAUACGUAAUUUGAUAAAGUGAUAAUUGUCACGAAUGGCGAACCACGUGAGAUCGCGUUGGCACGUGGGCUUUCCACGACGCCAGAGAAGCGUGGACUAUGAUUUAUCAAGUGAAGUCAAUCGUGCUGCCCUGGCCAGACUGAAACCCAUUGAUGAGCAAGGCACGAUAGAACUUGCAGGGUCCAUUCCCAUAGUGUUUGACGUUGACGAAAACGGGAGUAAGGUGCAAAAUAGUUUAGCUGAUCAAUUGAAACUGGCGGCAAUUUAUGACGACCAAAAAACGAUCAAUAAUAUUUUGAGAGAAAAAACAAGUGACCGUGAAAUUCAAACAUUGCUCUCGAAAACUGAUGAAAGAGGACAACCAUGUAUAUUUUACGCUUUGGAGUGGCGUAGUCUUAAUUCUCUUACUUCCUUGUUAAAUUACGCAAAAGACCCCAAGUGUGUGAUAGCUAAGAACGGAGAGAGUGUACUUCAUGUAGCCACCGGAAUGGGUGACGUAGCUUUUCUUCGUAACUUGUUGCAACAUGACAUCAUUGUUGAUCUUGUAAACCAUGUUGAAAGCGUGAAUGCCCGAUCGCCACUUCAUUUUGCCGCAACGUUCAACCAUGUUGAGAUCGCCAAGGUGUUGCUAGAACACGGUGGAAAGAUAACAAAGGUUGAUAUCAUAAGAAGAUGUCCAGUGUACAUCGCUGCUGCUAAAGGACAUGCUAAUAUGCUUGAACUUUUCCUGAAACACGAAAAAAGCAGAAUGCAAGAGUUAUUGUUCAGCGAGGAUUAUGGUGGCCUGUUUCACCGCAAUAUACUUCAUGUUGCUGUGGACAGUGGUGAUGAACGCAUUGUACAAGUUUGUCUGCAAGAUGAAGAUGUGAUUCGUGAAGAUUUGCGCGAAGAAAUCAGACAUGAUUUAUUGAUUCAUGCGGCUUGCGAAAAUGGCAUGAAGAAGAGUUUAUUUCGAUUUAUGGAAGUCAUGGGACAUUUGGACUUCCUUCAGUUGAACAGAAAGGAUAAACAAGGAUUCACCCCGAUUCAUAAGACUUUUGGACUUAAGCCUGACGUUAUCACUUUGACAAUUUAUUUCAUUCUAGAGCCGCAAUCAAUAAUCACAACGAAAAACUCCCAGUCUGCCUUGGUCCUUGCCGCUCAACGCGGUCAUGUUCGUGUCGUUGAAGAACUGCUUAAAUUGAAAGCUGAUUUUACCCUUCGUGAUGACAGCAAUAGAACGGUUCUUCACUAUGCAAUUGCAUAUCCUGAAACAUUGAGAAUUUUGCUGAAGAAAGAGAUAGACGGUUAUACUCCCAUUCAUAAUGCCGCCUUAAAAGGAGUACUUGAGAGUGUCCGUAUUUUGUUAGAAUAUAACGCUGAUCUGAAUGUCUUCACGAACAAUUUUCGUUCGCCAUUACAUUGCGCUGUUAGUUCACAGAACUCUGAUGUGGUUGAAUUAAUCCUAGCCAAUGAACCAGCUUUGAUCAACAAGUUUGAUGCCGACAGGGAAACACCGCUUCAUACAGCAGCGAAGUACAGUAGCCCAGAGGUCGUCAAAUGUCUUGUGAAUAACGGAGCAAUGAUCAAUUUGGAAAAUAUAUACAAACGAACAGCAUUGCUUACAGCAGCUGUGGAAGGCAAAGCAGAUGUUGUGAAGUAUUUGCUAGAUAAAUGGGCGAAAAUUACAAAUGAUUAUGAGUUUUUUAACUGUUUGGAUUGGGCCAUCAUGAAUGACGAUACAAAAAGCGCUAUGUGUAGCAAUUCGGUAGAGGGCAUAGCAUUCGGUUUGACAAUUAUUUACGAGACAAAAAAUGGUCCAGAAGGAACGAUGGCGAAGUUGAUUUCUAAGAAUAUGUCCGAAGUGGCGUAUCGAGCUCUUUCUAACAGCAUGAAAACCACAGGACACCCAGAGAGUACUGACUAUUUGGUUGAAUACGACUUUUUGUUUUUACAAACUGCAGUUACAAACAAGGGAGGUAAAAAACUCAAGCCAUUGACCGCCAUCAAAGCGAUGUUGCGAAAUGACAGUUACCAAUGCCUAUGUCAUCCUGUCUGCCUUAGAUACCUUAAAAACAAAUGGAUGGAAUUUGGAUGGAAAAUGAACAUAGCAAGUUUUAUGUCUUAUUUCUUGUUUUUGGUUUCUCUUAACGUCUACGCGUUUGGAAUUCCUUCAUAUAAGGCGUCUGUUGACAAAGAUGAAUUACCAAAUGCGUCGAUAAAUGUUAAGGUAGCGAUGCUUAUCUGUCUCAUAUCUGCUGGCGUUCAAACAUUGAAAGAAAUCGGUCAGUUAUUCUUUUACAAAUUCAAUUAUCUUAUGGACAAAGUCAACUAUUUGGAAUGUGUUCUCUACGUAUCAACAUUCAUCUUUGCUGUACCAAGUAACGACAGUAUGUCUGUAAAGACAAGUUUUCAAUGGAUGGCCUGUUCUGUAGCGUUAUUCUGUGCUUGGAUAAAUCUUAUUAUGUAUUUAAAAAGUUUGCCUCCUACGGUAUAA
This is a messenger RNA of Xenia sp. Carnegie-2017, 2913 nucleotides long. RefSeq names its product transient receptor potential cation channel subfamily A member 1-like. The record is from RefSeq and is a predicted model, not a curated record. The transcript is spliced from 14 exons. The coding region runs from base 472 to 2913 and encodes 813 amino acids. Lineage: Eukaryota; Metazoa; Cnidaria; Anthozoa; Malacalcyonacea; Xeniidae. Gene Ontology annotation, molecular function: protein binding.